AUGCACAAACCCAGAGGAGGCAAGGAGAAGGAGGCAAGGAGAAGGAGGCAAGGAGAAGGAGGCAAGGAGAAGGAGGCAAGGAGAAGGAGGCAAGGAGAAGGAGGCAAGGAGAAGGAGGCAAGGAGAAGGAGGCAAGGAGAAGGAGGCAAGGAGAAGGAGGCAAGGAGAAGGAGGCAAGGAGAAGGAGGCAAGGAGAAGGAGGCAAGGAGAAGGAGGCAAGGAGAAGGAGGCAAGGAGAAGGAGGCAAGGAGAAGGAGGCAAGGAGAAGGAGGCAAGGAGAAGGAGGCAAGGAGAAGGAGGCAAGGAGAAGGAGGCAAGGAGAAGAAGGCAAGGAGAAGAAGGCAAGGAGAAGAAGGCAAGGAGAAGAAGGCAAGGAGAAGAAGGCAAGGAGAAGAAGGCAAGGAGAAGAAGGCAAGGAGAAGAAGGCAAGGAGAAGAAGGCAAGGAGAAGAAGGCAAGGAGAAGAAGGCAAGGAGAAGAAGGCAAGGAGAAGAAGGCAAGGAGAAGAAGGCAAGGAGAAGAAGGCAAGGAGAAGAAGGCAAGGAGAAGAAGGCAAGGAGAAGAAGGCAAGGAGAAGAAGGCAAGGAGAAGAAGGCAAGGAGAAGAAGGCAAGGAGAAGAAGGCAAGGAGAAGAAGGCAAGGAGAAGAAGGCAAGGAGAAGAAGGCAAGGAGAAGAAGGCAAGGAGAAGAAGGCAAGGAGAAGAAGGCAAGGAGAAGAAGGCAAGGAGAAGAAGGCAAGGAGAAGAAGGCAAGGAGAAGAAGGCAAGGAGAAGAAGGCAAGGAGAAGAAGGCAAGGAGAAGAAGGCAAGGAGAAGAAGGCAAGGAGAAGAAGGCAAGGAGAAGAAGGCAAGGAGAAGAAGGCAAGGAGAAGAAGGCAAGGAGAAGAAGGCAAGGAGAAGAAGGCAAGGAGAAGAAGGCAAGGAGAAGAAGGCAAGGAGAAGAAGGCAAGGAGAAGAAGGCAAGGAGAAGAAGGCAAGGAGAAGAAGGCAAGGAGAAGAAGGCAAGGAGAAGAAGGCAAGGAGAAGAAGGCAAGGAGAAGAAGGCAAGGAGAAGAAGGCAAGGAGAAGAAGGCAAGGAGAAGAAGGCAAUGAGAAGGCAAGGAGAAGAAGGCAAUGAGAAGGCAAGGAGAAGAAGGCAAUGA
Schistocerca nitens (vagrant locust) is the source of this 1140-nucleotide messenger RNA. RefSeq lists its product as uncharacterized. The record is from RefSeq and is a predicted model, not a curated record. The transcript has 2 exons. Lineage: Eukaryota; Metazoa; Arthropoda; Insecta; Orthoptera; Acrididae. Bases 1 to 1140 code for a protein of 379 amino acids.